AAGGCCAAAACCAUCGACGAGAGCUCAAGAAGCGAGAAAGAGAGAUCUGUGGUAACGGAGGAAAUGGGAGGGAGCGAGGCGAGGUGGGAGAGAGGAGGAGAGGAGAGGAAGGAGGCUGUGGUGAUGGAGAAGAAGGAGAAGAAUGGAGGAGGAGAGGAGGAGGGAGGGAAGACCGGGAUCGUGAGAUGGGAGAGGUUUCUGCGGAGGAUGUCGGUGAGGGUGCUGCUGGUGGAGGGGGACGACUCCACCCGGCAUAUCAUCACUGCGCUGCUGAGAAAGUGUAGCUACAGAGUUGCUGCAACAUCUGAUGGCUUAAAGGCCUGGGAGACACUGAAGGAGAAACAUCAAAAUAUAGACCUUGUUUUGACUGAAGUGGAAUUGCCCAAAAUCUCUGGCUUUAGCCUUCUUACAAUGAUAAUGGACCAUGAGACCUGCAGGAAUAUUCCUGUCAUAAUGAUGUCUUCACAUGAUUCCAUCAGCAUGGUUUUCAAAUGCAUGAUGAAAGGUGCAGCAGACUUUCUUGUUAAGCCCAUUCGGAAAAAUGAGUUGAGGAAUUUGUGGCAGCAUGUCUGGAGAAGACAAAUUCAGUCAAGUCUUGGCCAUGGUGUGCAUCAGGAUGGAAAUGCAAAGUGUAAAUUUGAACCUGAAUGUAGGGACCAUUCAACUGAAUAUGUAGCUUGUAUGCAGAAAAAUAGUGAAUACAGUGAGAGAGGGAGUGAUGCUGAAAGCUCUUGUACAAGGUCAGAUAUGGAAGCUGAGAGUGCACACAUGCAAAAUAUCGUGGAACUUAAGCAGCAAAAUAGCAGGGAUAUCUCUUUUGUGGAGCAUACAUUAGCCCAAAUUGGUGAAACACAUACACAGUUAGAUAGUUCAUUGCUGAUGCGCGAAGGUGAAGCUAAAGUAGCAGUGACUAUAAAUGAGGAUACGGUCCCAACACAAUGCCUGAACAAUAAUAAUAUUGCAAGUGAAACUUUUGGCCGAAACUUUGAUCUGGACAAAGCUUCUAAAGUAGUUGUUGAUCUGACUAAUCAACCGCAACCUAACCAUGCACCAAGACAUGGCACUGCUGCUCAAGAUGGCUUCUCAAACAUUGCAGAACGUCUUGGUCAUGAGAAUGAAAUCAUGUGCAAGGAAACUCCCAUGCCUCAUUUGGAGCUUUCUUUGAGAAGAUAUCAGGAUAUUAACCCAGAAAAGCAAGAGAAUGAUGAAUGGGGUAUUUUGAAUCAUUCAAAUUCAUCAGCCUUUUCAAUGUACCACAGCAGGACAGGGGUGCCUACUUUGAUAACACCAAGGAAUUUUGAAACUGAACACAAGGAAUGUAACAGUACUUCAUGUAAACCUCAGCCAGAUAAAGGAUGCGGUAAUGCUCAGGAUGCUUCUCAGUUUAAUGGCUUGAGACAAAAUAUAAGUUUGGAAGAUAUGAAAUCCCUUGGUGUUGGACUUCCAGCUCAAGAUGGAAUGGCAGUUCGAUGUACUCCCCUUCGAGUUAUCCCAUUUCCUGUUCCAGGGGGUUGCAUGUCUUUUGAUAGUCUGUGUGCUGGGUAUGGUCCAGUAAUGCAACCCACAUAUUAUCCACAAUCGGCUCAUCAUUUGUGGAGUACCAUCCUAUCCAUGUGGCAUGGAGCAGCUGUUCACUCAAACUUGUGGCACCAAUCUGACCAGAAUACUCUUGAUUCUCUGCACAGCAACCAUCCAAAUGAUCAGAGUUUCAGAAACCCAACUUCCCAUUCUGCAGAAAAGCAGGAAGAAAUCAAGGAGCUGCUGGAUGAACAGAGACAUGUUUCAUCUGCUACAGCUGAAAGUGGAAGUGGGAGCGUCUGUAAUGGUGGCAGAAGUCAUCUUAACAGCAGUGGAGGUGGAAGUGCUUGCAAUGAAAGUACUGGGCACAUUACCGUAUCCGAAAUUUUCAAGGCCACAACAGAGAGUGGCAAUAAUGAUGGCACAAUUGCUCAUGAAGGGACUAAGCCAAUGGAUUUUCAUCAGCUAAGCCAAAGAGAGGUAGCCUUAAACAAAUUCCGAAUGAAACGGAAGGACAGAUGCUACGAGAAGAAGGUUCGGUACCAAAGCAGGAAACUUCUAGCAGAGCAGCGUCCUCGUGUUAAGGGACAAUUUGUCCGUCAAGUGCAGCUCAGUCCUCAAUCUUUGGGAGCAGGCUGCUACCUUGGUGAUCCAGCUACUGGAUAGAUGUGUGGAGUCAUCCCAGUACCUAGGUUAACUAAUAUUGAUAGUUGACUCAUGCAGCUGCACUAAAUUAACAAAACAUGCCAGCAGGAGUGCCACUAUAUGUAUCUAUUUCUCCUAAAAUUCACGUUUGUUUCUAAUUAGGCUUGUUAUAUUUAUUAACAGGUUGAAUACAGCCAAAGUAGUUGUCAGUGUGUAUGAUGGUGAGAAUGUGUCUGAAAAUUUUUUUCCUUCACUUUUGAUUUUUGACACUGAAUAUCUUCCUUGUGUUGUAUGUAUUUGCAAAAGCGUUGUGAGUGAAAUACCCACGCUGAUUGCUUUUUGUUUCUGUACAAAGGUGGUUUGCAUUACUUAUAAGCAUCUAAUACCUUUCUGUGUGCA
Messenger RNA from Elaeis guineensis (African oil palm), 2562 nucleotides. The record is from RefSeq and is a predicted model, not a curated record. Lineage: Eukaryota; Viridiplantae; Streptophyta; Magnoliopsida; Arecales; Arecaceae.